Molecule: messenger RNA, 3612 nt
Organism: Frankliniella occidentalis (western flower thrips)
Lineage: Eukaryota; Metazoa; Arthropoda; Insecta; Thysanoptera; Thripidae
Exons: 6
Coding region: 139-3129 (996 amino acids)
Biological process (GO): mitotic cell cycle
Source: RefSeq, a predicted model, not a curated record
GCAGGCGCGCGCGCUUUCACGUCAGUUUGUUGUCUUUUCUGAAAGCUGUUGUGAUUGUGACAGCUUUUUAGGUCGAGGGCAGAAAUGGAAUUUUAGGUAGGCUCAAUUGCUUCAGAGUCAGCUUAGUUUCUCAAAAAAAUGAGUGCAUCUAGAGUGAGGUUUCUUGCCUCCAAGGCUGCCUCUAAAUCUAGAAAGGAGGAAAGCGAAGAAGAAGAUUAUGACAGUGAAGAAGAGAGAUAUCAGCGAAAUCAAGAGAGGUUACUGAAAAAAGUAGAAGAGAGUGCCUCUGCUAUCAGGGCUCUUUCCAAAAUCACUCGCCCUUUCAUCACAGGAGCAUGGAGACUUGAAAGAGAGGAGCAACGACAGCAAAAUGAGAGUUCCUGUCAGACUGUGGUUAGUGUACCUUCCCUAAGUAAAGAAAACAAACCUCACUCUUCCUCAUCCAAGAAACCAAGUGAGUCAUUGAAUGAAGUGAAUAAAAGCUCAGACAAAGUCGAUAGUAGCAGAAGGAAAAGCUUUUGGUCUCCACCCAGGCAUGUGAAAGCUACUGAUGUUUCCACUAUCCUUGAAAUGGAGAAGACACCAAGCUGGAAGCCACUGCGUAAAAGUAAAGCAAGACAGUCUCUACUUCACUUAAAUAUGGAAAAUGCCUGUGGAUCUCCUGCUGUGCAAGAGGAUGAACUAAUAACUGCCUUCAAACCUCUCUCUGAAGUAGUUUUAAAACCAGACAGUAGUCCGCAUCCAAAACAGUCAACAAAAGUGUCAGAAGAACUGCGUACACCAUUGAGAGCAGUUGCAGCCGUGAACCAAGCUUUGGAGCGGAGGAGAAGCUCAUCAUCAUCUUUUGAAAGUAACUCGAUCGUUUGUCGCCCAUCUCAUGUUGAGAAUCAGACAAACUCUGAGACUGAGACUAAAAGUCAAUGUCAAUCUGUACAAACUGAACCGUCAGACAAUUGUGACAAGAUACCAAAUGACGCAGGACAAGAUCCGAAUCUUGAAAAAUUAAAUGAUUCAUUGUCAAGAACUUCCUCUUUCAAUGAUGAGGAAGAAGAUUACCCAUUGAAAACACCUAGCAGUAAACUUAUAAAAACUCAUAAAUCACCUGCUAGAUGUUCACCCAUUCUAUUGAAAGCUUUUGGGGAAGAGCAUUCUGUAAUUCGUGGUUCAAUUGGAUCCCCUGACAAAGUUGUAAACCUAGAUGAGUGUAGCAGUCCUAAGGAUCCAUCUAAAGUAUUAAAGGGUGUUGUAGCAUAUGUGGAGGUGAGGCGCGGCGAGGAUGACCGCACUGGUGGGUUCCGCUGGAAGCUGAAACAGCUUGGGGCAUCUGUAUCUGACACUCUUAAUAAAAAGGUCACCCACGUUGUGUUUCAAGAAGGUUUACUCUCUACUUUCCGCAAGGCCAAACAGCUUGGUACCUGUCUUGUUUCAACUCAUUGGGUGAUGGCUUGUGAUGAAAGUUUUACAAAAGUUGAUGAAACCAGAUAUCCCAUUGAAAAAUUGUCUCAAUAUGAACUUGCAGAUCCCCUUCAAAAAUGUAUAAAGAGACCAAAAAUCAUGUCACCUGACUUGGGCUCUGGAAGAGACGAGAAAGUACUCUCCAGAAGAUUACAAAGGAGGAGUGUUAAAGUAAACUCCCCGCUCACACGUGCCCCUCAAAAAGUAGACACAGUAAUGAAUAUAAUUAAAACACCAUCUCCUUUGAAAUCAAAGUUCCACUUGAACAAGUCCUCACCAAAGUCUAAACUUGAGAAAGAUAAUCCAGAUUCUGAUGAUGACUGGGAUGGAUUUCUUGCCAUGGUUGAAGCUCAAGUGAGAGAGAAAGCUUCAUCAAGAAGAAAAGCUGGAGAAAUAAAUGAAACCCCUAAAGACUUUGAAACAAGGCUUCAGCAGUUGUUAGGUCGUGGGGAAGAUCAGGGACAGAGUAAGAAAGAAUCCAAUCUUCCUCUAGCUUCCAUAUUUCACAAAGGAAAAGUGGCAAAUCAAACUGAAAAAACUGCUUCUAAAGCCACAAAGAAGAAUAAGUCGCCGGGACUUGCUGACUCUUCAGCCUCCAGUUCGGUCAUGAUGAAUUGGCUACAGAGACGUUCUCCUGAAAGUGGUGAGUUGUGUGGUAAACGAGAUCUGUUGUCUGCUUCUGCUGCUGCAGCUGCUUCUGCUGCAGCCGAUGAAAUUCUUCAGAGGAUGCUGAAAAAGAAUGGAACCAAGUCUGUUCAGCCUAUAAAAAAAUUAGGAACACCUCAGAAACUGAGUAUCAGUACAAAUGAAAAAAAUGCGUGUUUGAAUAAAAGUCUUGCUAUUGCAUCUGCCAGAACGUCAACUGUAACUAAAGACAGUAACCAAAAGGCUUCUGUAUUAUCUGCCAAAACGUCAGCUGUAACUAAAGACAGUAACAAAAAGCCUUUUGUAUCAUCUGCAAAAACAUCAACUAUAACUAAAGACAAUAACCAAAAGCCUUUUGUAUUUACUGGAUCAAAGGGUACUUUGCAGUCAAACAAACAACCAAUGAAGAACAAGAAACUUGAUUUUCAAGGAAGUGCUGCUUGUUCUGGAGCUAUGCGGAAUUGGUUGUCUGGAAUGAAGUCCCCUCCUCAACUAACAAAAGUGUUACCAGGGCAGAGUUCUAAUACAUGCUCCCCUAAAAAGUCCAAUGACCUUGUCAAAAAGAGGAAGGCAGCUUCAUUUGAGAUCGAAGAGAUGUCUGAGGACAGUCUGAAAUCAAAGAAUACCAGUAUAAGCAAGAAACACUGUGGAGAGCAAACUCCAACUAAAAAGAGAUUUACAUUGGAUCACCAAGGAAUGUCCACUACUGAACUCAUUUGUACAAAGUUUGAUGAGGGAUUGAGAACACCUACCAAAGUUGGCUCAGCCUCUAAAAAUAACAAGAAGAGCUCCUCAGAUUUGACUCCUAGACGACGCUCAAUGAGACUUACUCCCAGCAAGUGCACAUCACUGCCAAAUAGCAUCACACCACUUGAGACUGUGGAAGAAGACUCAACUGCAAGAUUUAAUCAAAUUGAAUCUUACUCACCAAGGAAAUUAUCUUCUUCUAAGCCAUCUACAAAGAAAACACCGAUCAAAUGCAGAGAUACACCAUUAACCAUAUUUUAUUCUAGUAAUCCAGUUAUCUAAAGGUUAAAGAAUCUUUCCUAGAAAGAUACAACCUGAUUGUUUUGUUGGAUUUUCCACCAUAACCCACGUCCUGUCUUAUCUCUAUUACUUUGAAUGGAAUGAUCUCGUCACAUAUUGUUUGGGAAUUUCAGUAUUUCUGAGUAUUAACUAUACCAUGUUCUCAUUGAUGUUUAUGUUUAAGGCCCGCAUUCUGUCACCAUAACCCUUAAAAGACAUUUAUACGAAUCCUUGUCCUAGUAGCAUAAACAUUAUAAGAAUAUUCUUACUAGGUAAUGAAAUGUUUUGAUGGCAUUCCUUGAUUAAUAUGUAUGUUCUACUAGGGAAGGACAUCACUUCAUUUUAUGUUUAGCUCUGCAUAUUUUCAUUUCAUCAAACUUGCUCUGUUAUGAAUUAUUUGUUGAUCAAUUACAAAGUCUGACUGAUUUACUCAGAAAGGAGGAAGAUAGUUCUUGUGUGAUAAUAAAUGUACUGUACUUGUGUUAA